AUGGAAUAGCUAGUUUCCGUCCUCCUCUGGGGAGGCUUAUGGUUCUUUCCCCCUUUCCAUAGACUUGCACAGUAAUUAUGACAACUUCCGGAAGAUGUCCUCCGAGUGAUUAGAGCUCUUGCAACAAAAACGGACUUUCUUUUCUCCACCCAAUCAAAUGAUCAGUGAAUGAUUCUAGUACUGAAUGCAUAAGCCACAGCUAGCUAGCACUGCAGUGCAUAAAAUGUGGUGAGUAGUUGACUCGAAGAGAGAAAGACAAUAGUUGAACUAAUUCAUUUCUUCCAAAAUGAAGGAGAAGCAAGGGAGAGAGAAAGAGACUUAUUUUUUUUCUUGAGUUUCUCUUACUUAGCUAGGAAAUGCAGCUAGCUAGUUCAGCCUACUCUAACACGUUUCUCAAACAGAGAGAUGCUAUGUUAGCUUGCUGGCUAUGACUAUCCAACACUGGAAUUCUUCCAAGUCAAGAUGGAGGCGAACAACUAUUUCAACUAUGGCACCCACUCCUCUGUGUCUGUUAACUCAGGACUGAAACUCUCCUCAGCGGAUUCUGUCUAUACCAAUGGGUCCUCCAUGAGUUUCCCUCAGCAGGAGAAGAAUAUGAACGGUGAAAUGAAUGUGAAUGGCAGCACUACUGUAAUUGGGUCCAGUGUGCCUGGCUCCCAAUCUCCAACAGCCUCAUACCCUCAUAUGAGCAACCACCACCACCAGAGUAGCAUGGGCUACGACUACCUGUGGGGAGGACAGCCACAGUACAGCCCAGCCAUGAGCUUGUCUCCUGGGCAUGGCAUGCACCAGAAGCAGCCUCCCACUGGGGUGAUGCAGCAACAGAGCCAGCAGCAUUUCCAGGGUCACGGACAGUACCAACUGAACGGGGGCAUGCCUGGGUCCCGUCAGCCUCACGUGGUGCCCCCCCCAAACAUGACUCUUACAGGGGGCCAGUACUGGAACAGGGUUAACCCGGGGCAACAGCAGAGCAGCGCCGCCAUGGCAAUGGGGUAUAACUCGCACAGCGUAUACGGGGCCUACCAGAGCCAGGUGCACCCUGGGAUUGCGCCCUCACAGCAUCACCAGCAGCAGCGUCAACAACCACCCCCUCACCAACAGACACAGCAACACCACCACCACCACCAGCAGCAGCAGCAACCUCAGCACUACAGCAUGGUGUCCAACGGGAUUCCCUACUACCAGCACCAGCCCCAGCACCCACCUCUUCCCGCUCCACAACCUCAGGCUCAGAUGAUGCCCCCUACCUCCCAGAAUUUCACCCCUCCACGGGGAAGCCCCCAGCACCACCAGAUUGGCCGGGGGGGCACAGGCAGCCCCCUCCCCAUGGCGGUGUCCUCUGUCCCCAUGAUGUCACCCUCUACAAUGGCGGAUAGUGGAUCGCCCCAGAGCCAGACCAGGGAGAGGAGUCCCCAUGGUGGUUCUGUAGCGAUGCCAGCUGUCAUGCAAGGGCGGAUGAGUGAAGCGUUUAAGGAUGUGGAUAAAGGCUACAAUGGGAUGGAGAGGACGUCUGUCGCCCAGCGGCUGCCUAAAAGCGACAGCUACCCUCCCAAGCCCCCUGGACCUCCCAUGGGGCCCACCAGUGACUACUGCCAGCGCUCCAAGCAGCCAAUGGCCCAGCACCAUGAAAUGACAACCUUAGCGAGGGAGUCUGCGCUGCCUGAGCCUCCACACUCGAUGUCGGUGCCUCCCCCUGUGGUUUCCACACCUCCUUCAGCUAAGGCAGCAACCCCUCCUAGGGUCUCCGUAGCUGCACACAAGCCUAAGAUCACAAUACGCAAUGCCAAGCGUCGGCUGGAGUGGUGUAAAGCUCGCCGCCAUUGGACUCUGGAGCAGUGGAAACGUGUUCUCUGGAGUGAUGAAUCACGCUUCACCAUCUGGCAGUCCGACGGACGAAUAUGGGUUUGGCGGAUGCCAGGAGAACGCUACCUGCCUGAGUGCAUAGUGCCAACUGUAAAGUUUGGUGGAGGAGGAAUAAUGGUCUGGGGCUGUUUUUCAUGGUUCGGGCUAGGCCCCUUACUUCCAGUGAAGGGAAAUCUCAAUGAUACAGCAUACAAUGACAUUCUAGACGAUUCUGUGCUUCCGACUUUGUGGCAACAGUUUGGGGAAGGCCCUUUCCUGUUUCAGCAUGACAAUGCCCCCGUGCACAAAGUGAGGUCCAUACAGAAAUGGUUUGUCGAGCUCGGUGUAGAAGAACUUGACUGGCCUGCACAGAGCCCUGACCUCAACCCAAUCGAACACCUUUGGGAUGAAUUGGAACGCCGACUGAGAGCCAGGCCUAAUCGCCCAGCAUCAGUGCCUGACCUCACUAAUGCUCUUGUGGCUGAAUGGAAACAAGUCCCCACAGCAAUGUUCCAGCAUCUAGUAGAAAGCCUUCCCAGAAGAGUAGAGGCUGUUAUAGCUGCAAAGGGGGGACCAACUCCAUAUUAAUGCCCAUGAUUUUGUAAUGAGAUGUUCGACGAGCAGGUUAUGUACGGAUCCUCAGUCUCCACUUCCAUUUGCAGUGUUGCACUCUCGGCGAGGAAGCGUUCAUGAUUUGAUCUGAUGUACUGUAUAGUAAUCAUUCUCAGCCUAGGAAAGGAAUACAAGCAGUUGUCAAAUGUAAUGAAAUUAAACUGAGUAAUCUGAAGCUCGGUUUGGCAAACAUCUGGUUGUUUUUGUUUUUUACCUUCAAGAAUCUAUCCAUCUGUUUAGAGUUGUGGCAGAGUACAUUAUAAUACUCCUGGGUCUUGUGUGGUGAUGGGGGAUAUGACAUGGUAAACCUGUGUAUUGACCAAAUUAAACUUGCACUGUCAAGAAAAUAUGAGGUAAAUGUGUAGUUAUUGGUGUGUAUGUCAAACGUGUAAAGUUAUCACAGGCUUAAGCACUUCAAAUGAUGUUGAGUUACACUGGAAAAUAUAUAUUUUUGUCUACAUCGUUCUAAGAAACUAAGACUCGUGUUUCCCAUGGUGCAAGUGUUUGAAGACGGGCUAUGCAUGUUUCAUGUCAAAUAAGUUUUUGAAAAGACACUGCUUUCAGUGUUGUGACUUCUCAUACAUUUUAAAUGGAAAUGGGAGGACAUGGCUACUGUACUUCAUUAAUCACUGUUUACCAAAAUAAAUUACCACGAAUACUGCAUCAAGUGGUGUUUCUCAACCUUCAGACAUCUGGUCAGCUGCUCACUGAUGUUGGUAAAUAAAUAUCCUAGUGGCCUCCCGAGUGGCGCAGCAGUCUAAGGCACUGCGUCACUACAGACCCAGAUUCGAUCCAUCCGUGACCGGGAGACCCAUGAGGCGGCGCACCAUUGGCCCAACAUUGUGUUAGGUGAGGGUUUGGUCGGCCGGAAUAUCCUUGUCCCAUCACGCUCUAGCGACUCCUUGUGAUGGGCAGGGCACCUGCAAGCUGACUUGGUUGCCAGUUUCCUCCGACAUAUUGAUGCGGCUGGCUUCCGGGCUAAGCGAGCAGUGUGUCAAGAAACAGUGCGUCUUGGCAGGGUCGUAUUUCGGAGGACGCAUGUCUCUCGACCUUCACCUCUGAGUCCAUACGGGAGUUGCAGCAAUGGGAAAAGACUGGAACUACCCAUUUAGAUAUAAAAUUGGGGGUUAAAAGUACAAAAUAAUAAUUCUGCUCCAUGUUUACUUUAAUUUAAUAUCACCCACCCUUCCCUAUAAAGCUAUUAGCGCUGCGUCCCAGCUCCAGAGGGAGCCAUAAAUACACUAGCGCUUGCGUGUGUGCUAGUGCCUCUUACACUUAUUUCUAGGCUACAUAACCUGGUGUAAUCUGUGUUUUUGUGGAUAUAUUGUAUCAUUGGUUAUCAAAAUAAUCUGUUAUUUCAGUAUGAAAGUUGGACAUUUUCUUUUUUAUGAAAUAAUAGAGAUUGACAUCACUGACCACCUGCUACAAGAGGAAAGGCUGAAAGAUGGCCACCGAGAAUGAUGUUUGUACAAAAACCAUUCAAUGUCAAUAGAGUUUGUACAAAUUGAUUACAAUAAAAUGAGAACAGGUCCAUAUAAUAAACCGCCUACUGCGUGCAGUUCCAGUGUGAAGGGGGAAAUGUGGUUUCUGUUACUAUAAUGUAAUAUUGUAGUACAUGGCACUACAUACAAUUUCAUUUGUCUGGGUAUUUUUUAUUGUUUAUUAAUUAAAUGACACCCUCUCAACUCAGCAUCACUUCCUGUAGCUGCAUUCUGACCAGACACCAUUUGCGCUUUAAUGAUUCCAGGGGACAUCCCAUUGGGUCCUUGAGCCAUCCUUUGUCUGCGGUAUUGAAUUAGAAUAAUUAAGCAGUUGUGCUGUGGAAAAUUAUUACGAAUUGCGAGAAAAUAAGGGUUAUCAUGUUGAAAGGGUUCGACAAUAAAGAUGAUAACAUGGGGCCCCAUUCAAUGAAAGGGCUUAAUGAGGAAGCUGUUCAAACAUCCUGUUCUUGGGAACAAAUAUUAUGUUUCUCUUUAGAAAGCAACACAGUGUUUUAUAUUAUUAUUAUGCUUUUCCUGAAUGUGCCCAUUUUAUCAUGAAAUGAAACUGGCAAUCUGAAGACUACAGAAUAUGUUUAGUCUUAUGUAACUUACUUUCUCCUAAAGGGCAGUUUUUUUGCUGCUGGAUUGGGAUAGUCCUUAUAAAAGGUCAAUGAUGUUUUGCACAAUGAUAAAGUGUGUAGAAUGACUGUUGAGUUCAAAAGUAGACCAGCUAACAAUAUGUUAAGUGAAAUGAAUAAAUAGAAACACCUGCAAACGGUUAUCUUCCCAUGAAUUGUAUUGCACUCAAAUUUAUAUAAUCGUCGAAGGCAGGUACAGUGGGGCAAAAAAAAGUAUUUAGUCAGCCACCAAUUGUGCAAGUUCUCCCACUUAAAAAGAUGAGAGAGGCCUGUAAUUUUCAUCAUAGGUACACUUCAACUAUGACAGACAAAAUUAGAAGAAAAAAAUCCAGAAAAUCACAUUGUAGGAUUUUUAAUGAAUGUAUUGGCAAAUUGUGGUGGAAAAUAAGUAUUUGGUCACCUACAAACAAGCAAGAUUUUUAAGUGGGAGAACUUGCACAAUUGGUGGCUGACUAAAUACUUUUUUGCCCCACUGUAGGUCUAUUCCUUUCAUAGAAUCUGUGUUUUUAAUAUGAGAAUUUGCCAAAUGUAUUGUAGGAGAGAGUAUACCACAAUAUUACAACAUCAAAACAUAAAUGUAAUUAAGUAAACAUUUUACCUUGAAAUGUUAGACUUUAUAACAAUGAAACGGGGAAUGAAUAGGUUAACAUUUGUGGCGGUGUAAGAGUUUUUUCAAAGUAGCAGAGCUGCUGAAUUUGCACGCCCUCGACACAAGAACCAUGUGAUGUGAGAGACCAUUUCCCUAAUGGUACAAACUAAUAUCAUGAUGUAUCUAUAAUUGAAACAUUCUUCAAGUUUACAUUUUAUUUGUCCCAGAGGGCAAUUGGUUUUGCGGCAGGUGAGCUGCACAUGAGAUGUUAAAAAACAUAAUCCAGAUUAAGCUGAAUGAGGGUUAGUCUGAUUAAUCAGGCUGUAAUAUAAAAUUAAUUGGUAUAUAGCUUUGAAACUAAUGCCUGCAAAAUCGUGUAAAUGUUUCUUACAAGCCAGAAUGUUCAAUAAAAUUAUAUUUAAACUUA
Messenger RNA from Oncorhynchus kisutch (coho salmon), 5589 nucleotides. RefSeq names its product ataxin-2 homolog. Gene Ontology annotation, molecular function: nucleic acid binding. The record is from RefSeq and is a predicted model, not a curated record. NCBI's taxonomy places the organism in Eukaryota, Metazoa, Chordata, Actinopteri, Salmoniformes, Salmonidae. The transcript has 4 exons. The coding region runs from base 463 to 2430 and encodes 655 amino acids.